This is a messenger RNA of Nilaparvata lugens (brown planthopper), 3965 nucleotides long. RefSeq names its product ubiquinone biosynthesis monooxygenase COQ6, mitochondrial (gene Coq6). Lineage: Eukaryota; Metazoa; Arthropoda; Insecta; Hemiptera; Delphacidae. Gene Ontology annotation, molecular function: FAD binding; oxidoreductase activity, acting on paired donors, with incorporation or reduction of molecular oxygen, NAD(P)H as one donor, and incorporation of one atom of oxygen; 2-octaprenyl-6-methoxyphenol hydroxylase activity. Gene Ontology annotation, cellular component: mitochondrion. The transcript is spliced from 6 exons. The coding region runs from base 207 to 1592 and encodes 461 amino acids. Gene Ontology annotation, biological process: ubiquinone biosynthetic process. The record is from RefSeq and is a predicted model, not a curated record.
ACUGGAACACUGCUUCAAGUUCAACCAUCUUGUCUGUUAUCUGUUUACUUUCUGUUUCUCUUAUCUUUCUAGUUAUAUUUUUAUUUCAAUAUUAGUAACAGCUCAUAAUCAGUAUAUAGAUACUGUCACACUUAUUAUUACAAUAUGAAUUGAUAAUUUUCAAUUGUGAUCUUCCAGUUUAACAAACUAUUCGUGAUAUCAACAACAUGGCAAUGUCAACUUUUGCAAUUAGACGCUUUGGAACAUCAGCUAUGCUAUGCAAACCAAAUAAGAAUAUCAAAAGUGGUGAUUUUGACGUUAUAAUAUCUGGAGGAGGAAUGAUUGGUUCAUCUACUGCCUGUGCACUAGCUAAGUCUCCCUUACUGCAAGAUUUGAAAGUUCUACUUAUCGAAAAGGCUCCGAAAUCCGUUUUUACCAGAUCCGAAAAAUUUAGUAACCGGGUCUCUGCCUUGAGCCCAGGAUCAAAAAGGUUCUUGGAAUCUCUCGGUAUUUGGGAUCACAUUGCUGGUAUCAGAUACAAAUGUGUCCGGAACAUGAAGGUCUGGGGUAGCGGAUCUGAAUCUGCCAUCGAUUUCUGCUCUAGCGGCACAGAUGUUGCCUAUAUAGUUGAAAACAAUGUAAUUCUUGCAGCAAUUGAAAACGAACUAUCCAAAUUAACAGACAAAGUUACUGUUUUAAAUGGACGAAACGCAAUUAAAUAUGAACUGCCACAAUUCGAAACCCAUUCUGAUGCUUCAUCAGUAAACGUUCAAAUGGAAGAUGGAAACAGAUAUUCUUGUAAACUUCUGCUCGGUACUGAUGGUUUCAACUCAAAAGUUAGAGAAGCAAUGGGUGUCCAGUAUAUUUCAUGGAAGUAUAAUCAAUCUGCCGUUGUUGCCACAUUGAAACUGAAGAAGGAUGAAUCAGAAUCGAACAGUACCGCUUGGCAAAGGUUCCUGCCCACCGGACCAAUAGCACUUCUGCCUCUCACCGACGACACGAGCUCCUUGGUUUGGACCACCACACCCGACCUGGCGCAAAGUCUGCUGAGAGCCUCCGACGAUGAAUUCGUGGCCGCAAUCAACAAGGCAUUUACCGACGCCCCUCUCAAGAACAACCUGAUCGAACUGACGCGGCCGGGCGUCGAGUUUGUGCUGAGAAGUGUUGGCCUGGACACCUCGAAACGUGAACCACCCUGUCCACCCAGAGUCGUAUCUGUCGACGAGAAGAGUCGUGCCUCGUUCCCGUUGGGAUUCGGCCAUUCCACAUCCUAUACCAAGCCUGGUGCUAUUUUAUUGGGUGAUGCAGCCCACAGAGUGCACCCUUUGGCUGGCCAGGGUGUCAACCUAGGAUUUGGAGAUGUGGAAUGUUUGGCUCAAACCCUCUCAGAAGCCGUCCAACUAGGAAAGCCAAUCUCGGCCAAUUCAUCGCUGUCACAAUUCGAGAGCAAUCGACAAAAGCACAAUGUCCCCACCAUGCUAGCUAUCGAUAUGAUCAACAAAAUCUACUCCACUAAUAAUACUGCUGCGAUGGCAGUUGGGAAUCUGGCCAUUCAUCUCACAAACGCUCUCACUCCGUUCAAGAACUUGAUGAUCAAGCAGGCAUCGGCUUGAAUUGGAUUAGUUGGAAAACAAGUCGUCUUUCGACCUAGUGAUCCUACUCCAAGAAGUUGGAAGAUGAUCGUUCAGAAACAAAUGUAUUUAAUAUAGUUAUACUGUGAUGAUUCUAACUAUUUUAUAAUGUAUGUAGAGGAUAGAGUGGAAAAAUAAAAGUGGAAAACUUCUGAUAGAGACUGAAGAUGUCUCUAUUGAGCUGGAUUCUCACACUAUUAGUCCCGGUUUCUAGACUUUAAACAGCUGGAGUCAGAAAAUUGGCUUUCCGAAACGGGGCGUAGAUGUAGUCAUUGUCAUAGUCACAUUUGAAUUUAAUUUCAAAAAACUAAAAAAUUGAACACAAUAUAAAAUAAAUAGAAAAUAUUGUAAAGUUUCAAGUAAGUUAUUUUGAAUUAUUUAGGAAUGUUUAAUUCCGUCAAGGAAAAACGUUUCCAAUUAUGAAAAUGAGAAAAUAAAAACUGCGACUACGCCCCGUUUUGGAAAGCCAAUUUUCUGUCUCCAGCUAUUUAAAGUCAAGGACUUAGCUAAAUCUCGAGCUCGGAACCGGCCCUUAUGGAAAUCCACACAAUUGGAUUCAUGGCCGUUUCACAAUUAAAGCUUGAACUGAAUUCAAUCAGCUAGUGUCUUAAACCCAAAAUGAACCACAUUAUAACUAGUAGCUCUGUGAACUGUAGACCUCACGCAGUAUUCUCAUCCACAAGUACCUGAUUGAAACUAUAGACCUUAUGGAAAUACAGCAAUAGACUGGCUUCUCCACACAUCUGUGUAAUCACUUGUCAGCUGAUUUAUGAUGAAUAAUAAUUCUAUAGUCUGAUUUUUACUCUAAUAUUGGCGUAUGAAGGAGGCUCCUUUUUCCUUUAUGUUAUCCUUAAAAUGCAAAAUUUUCAAAAACCUUGUAUAUACGUCGACGCGCAAUUAAAAAAGGAACAUACCUGUCAAAUUUCAUGAAAAUCUAUUACCGCGUUUCGCCAUAAAUGCGCAACAUAUAAACAUUUAAACAUUAAGAGAAAUGCCGACAUUUAAACGUCGACUUGAAUCUUAGACCUCACUUCGCUCGGUCAAUGAACAAGACUUGAUAUGGAUUUAAUAGAAUUUAAAAUAAAAUUUAGUUUAAACUGAAAUUGUGUAACGGUACUUAGAGUUACCAAAUUUGCAUAUAUGUUCACAUGACUGUAGAUGUGACAAAUGUCUCUUUGACAUUGAUGUAACUGCAAGAGUGAACAGUGAAACUGUGGUUCCCACAAAUUCAAAUUGGACGGUUCACACUCAGAACUGCCGAGUAUGAAAAGUCCUACUAGAACUCAUAGAACUAUAUGUUACACGGUUCACUGUAACAGUUACAUCAAAGUCAAAGUGGCAAAGUUACAUAUGUAACUCUUGUAAAUUUUAAGAUGGAUUACCACACAACAGUGUAAGUGAACAGUGAAAAUUUAUAACGAACUCUUAUUGGACUAUUCACACUCAGCUCUGUCGAGUGAGUAUGAAUAAUCCCAUUGGAAGUUAUGGGAAUCAUAUUUUCACUGUCACUGUUGUUUGGGAUUCCAACUCAAGAGUUGCAAAAGUUAGAGAUGUGAUGAAUGUGUUUCCUUCGCAUAAGGGCCCGGCCAUACAGACAGCUUUCUCCAAUCCUAUAGGUUUCUAUAUCUAAAAUAUGCGAUCUUCAAUUGAAUUGAAUAAUUGCCUAGUUGAAUAGUUGUUUGAUGUAGAUAUAGAAACCCGUGGGAACGCAGUUAGCUCUCUGUGUGACCGGGUCUAAAGAGUUGUAUUUGAGGACCUCCUAAAUACCGGACCUGCGCCUGUGUGAAAAUCUAGGUAAAAUGGCGCCGAUAUGUGGUGGAAUCUAAACUCAGCUGACACUGAUAAGCUGUCAUCAGUUUUUAUUAUUUAGUUGUAGUUAAGUGAAGUUUGUUUACAAAUAUCAUGGGCUUUAUAAUAUUUGCGAGCUUUAUAAUUAUUGAUCAAUUAUCUUUCUAUAAUUGAUUAUUUAAGAUGUACCGUAAUAGAGAUUCAAAUUAGAUUUUUUUAGUAUUCAAAGUGUUUUGUAGGUGUUCAAUGAAUUCAAAUUGUGAAUAGUAAAGCUUUAAGAAUUCAAAAUGUAUAGUGAGUGUUGAGUAUUCGAAGUGCAUUCAGUGUUCAAAGUGUUUUAAUCAACAAUAAUUCUAUAAUAUUAAACCGUAUAUUAUUCGCUGUUUAUUAUCCGCUACUCAACAUUUAGCUUUAUACAACAACAUGCUACAAUGAGUAUGAACAGUUUUAAUUUAACAUGCCUAGAAAUUGUUGUGUCCCUGGGUGUAAAGUUAAAAUUUUUGGGACAGAACAUUUCAAAUUCGGUAAGAGAUAAAUCCAUGAGACUCAGAGGGUAGAUUCUUCAUG